Messenger RNA from Rhincodon typus (whale shark), 743 nucleotides. RefSeq names its product chromosome unknown C11orf58 homolog (gene cunh11orf58). The transcript is spliced from 5 exons. The annotation marks the transcript as partial. The record is from RefSeq and is a predicted model, not a curated record. NCBI's taxonomy places the organism in Eukaryota, Metazoa, Chordata, Chondrichthyes, Orectolobiformes, Rhincodontidae.
AUGCUGGUCCCUCAACUUCUGAUGAUUUAUAUCGAUGACUUAGAUGAGGGGAAGAAAUGUAUGAUUGUUAAACUUGCAGAUGACACAAAGAAAGUUACUCUCUUGCAAUCCACCACUAACCUCAUUGCUUGGCAAUGUAACUUUUUUUUGCACAGCGGGCAGAAAAUAGAGCCGCUGCUGGUAGUGCAUGUCGGGAAUUGUAGUACAGGAGUGGAGGUUUCGCUCGGGUUGCGCGAGGGGAGGGACUACAGCUCCCAGGGUGCAGCGCGGCGGGGGCGUGCGCGCGCGCUGGGAAGGCGGGGCCGCGGCUACGGGCCUUCCAUACGGGUCCCUCACACGGGGGACGGGAGCAGGAUCGUGAUGAGCUGGGCGGACGGUGAGAAGGCGAGGGGCCGCCCUCGGGACCAGGCCGAGCCUGAGUCUGAGCCGCACGGCGCCAAGAGGCCCGCUUCACCCAACAAUAAAGGAUGUAGCACAAACUGGGAAUCAGCUGAUUUGGGUGAUGAUGAGCGGAAAUUAAAAUUCUUAAGACUAAUGGGAGCUGGGAAGAAAGAUCAUACUGGGCGCCCACAUCCAGGAGACCAUAAAUCAACCUCAUUGUUUAGGACAGGUGAUGAAGAUAAGAAAAUAAAUGAGGAACUGGAACAUCAGUUUCAUCAGAGCUUAGACAGUCAGCUAUCAGGAAGGAACAGACGACACUGUGGAUUAGGCUUCAGUGAGGUAAAGGAGAUGCUGUUACCACU